AAAAGUUUCCCCCUUUCAUCUGAGUGUUAAAAAUAUCUGUGGAUUAAUCAGAAUCAUAAGGCUGCUUAGUUCGGUGCAGUCCCCUUGCAAGAUUUGGUUCCUUUAAAUGGUUUUCGUUUCAAAGAAUGAACGGCAACAACGAUCCCGUUCAGAUGUCCAAUCAGAGAGCAGUGAAUUGUCGAUAGAAAACCUGGCAUGGAGAUGCGACUCCAAAAGAAAUGAACUCGAGUGAUUCUGAAAUCAGGAAUAUAUUCCAGGAGGACGGAUGUAAGCCUCCACUAUCGGCUGUGAAUGAGCAAUCGAUAUUAUGCAAUAUUUCGAGCACAAACAAUGAAAUGCUAUUCACAGACAGUGAAAUUCUACCUGCGAGAGUUGAAGAGUCAUCUACAAGUAGCAAUAUCACAAUCACUACUCACGAAUCGUUUUUAGAAACAAGACAUAUUGAGAAAGAGGAGAAAAUGGAUUAUGUGGAAGAAGAAAUCGUUUCUGUAAACGUGGAAUCAAUCCCAGUUGUUGGGUUUUCCCCGAGAUCCGAACAUCAGUAUGAAUACAAGCAGAAGACAUUUAGCGUAUACAAAUAUACCCAUGUAGUAAUUGAUGGUAAAUUUUGUUAAACGGUGGAAAUAAGUUUGAAAUAGGAUUUAAAUUUAAAUUUAUUUAUUAAAUUAAAUUAAAUUAAAUUAUAUUUAAAUUCAAUUGAAAAAUGAAGCAAAAUCCAGUCUCGGUCAGACGUUGUUCAAGGUUCCGUUUAAUUUCUUAAAUUUAUUGCAAUCUUUAACUAAAUCUCUUACAUAUCAUUCUACCUAUAUCCUGACAC
Belonocnema kinseyi is the source of this 817-nucleotide messenger RNA. RefSeq lists its product as uncharacterized. The coding region runs from base 219 to 614 and encodes 131 amino acids. The transcript has 3 exons. Lineage: Eukaryota; Metazoa; Arthropoda; Insecta; Hymenoptera; Cynipidae. The record is from RefSeq and is a predicted model, not a curated record.